GCAGGUCUGCUGCGGCUAAGAGACACUUUAACCCGGCUCGGUCUGAUCGACCGGCGGUAAACAGUCGAGGCAACAUGGCGUCCUCCGUGAAGAAGGCAGCCCACGACAUAGAAACGCGAAAGCGGACCGACGAUGUGCUCCUGUCGGAGGGCAUCGACUUCGGCGCCCUGCUGCUGUCUCCGGCCGUGCUGGACGGACUGUCCGCCUCGGGCUUCCAGAAGCCCUCCCCGAUCCAGCUCAAGGCCAUCCCGCUGGGCCGCUGCGGACUCGAUUUGAUUGUGCAGGCCAAGUCUGGUACGGGGAAGACGUGCGUGUUCGCCACCAUCGCCCUGGACUCUCUGGUCCUGGAGAAUCCUGCCACUCAGGUUCUUGUGUUGGCUCCAACACGUGAGAUAGCGGUGCAGAUCCACUCGGUAGUGAUGGCCAUAGGCUGUGCCAUGGAGGGUCUGCAGUGCCACGUUUUUAUCGGGGGCAGGGCCGUGAGUCAGGACAAACCCAAUCUGAAGAAGUGCCAUGUAGCUGUGGGCUCACCUGGUCGCAUCAAGCAGCUCAUCGAGUUGGGCAUGUUGUCCACCGCCAGCGUCCGGCUGUUUGUUCUGGAUGAGGCAGACAAGCUCCUGGAGGAAGGCAGCUUCCAGGAGCAGAUAAACUGGAUCUUCUCCUCUCUGCCCGUGAACAAACAGAUGCUUGCGCUCUCUGCCACCUACCCAGAAUCCCUUGCGCAGCACCUUACCCGCUACAUGAGAGAGCCCACAUUUGUUAGACUCAAUCCCAGUGACUUGGGCCUCAAAGGUCUGAAGCAGUAUUACAAGCUGGUGCAGUCACAUCCGUUAGCUCACAAGGUUUUCGAGGAGAAGGUGCAACAUUUACUUGAGCUGUUCAGUAAAAUCCCAUUCAACCAGGCUCUAGUGUUUUCCAACCUACACACAAGGGCUCAGCACCUGGCAGACAUCCUUUCCUCCAAAGGCUUACCUGCUGUUUGUAUCUCAGGCGGUCUGAGUCAGGACCAGAGACUCGAGGCGAUGUCUAAACUGAAGCAGUACCAGUGCAGGGUGCUCAUCUCCACUGACCUGACCUCCAGAGGUAUAGAUGCAGAGAAGGUCAACUUGGUGAUAAACCUGGACGUGCCGCAGGACUGGGAAACCUACAUGCACAGAAUCGGACGGGCGGGACGCUUCGGCACUCAGGGUCUGGCUGUGACCUACUGUUGCCAUGGCGAGGAGGAGAACAAGAUGAUGGCCAUUGCUCAAAAAUGCGGCUUGAAUUUGAACGCGUUGCCUUCCACCAUAGAGCCCGGGUUGAUGGACGAGCCGUGUGACUGGGAUGUCUGCACUGAAGCUUCCACUCCAGGCUCCUUAUCCAAGCUAGUCUCCAGGAAGGAGAAGAAGAGGCCUGCCAAGGCUCACAUACCUGCUGCUGCCGCUGUCUCAAUCACAUAUGAAGCUGUAGAGCAAAGUGGACCAACAAAGCGAGAGAAGACCCAUCCACCACCCAGGAGAGAAGCACACAGUGAAGGGAACACAAGAAAAGCAUCUUCCUCUCGUCCUGCUCAGGAGGUGCAGACUCGAAAACAGCUGCAAGAUGCUCUGCCGAAGAUCCCUCCCCUCAGCUCGUUCAAAAGUUGCAGGUCAAGGUUCAUGACCUUUGAGGAGGCUGAGCAGGACUUCUGGAGCUUCAUUACUACAGGGCUGGGGAGAUCGGUGGAGGUCAUCAGGGAGUUCAGAGGUCGAGGUGACGAUGACGCCGACGCCGCCACUGAUCAGAAUGUGCACAGAGAGUCCAUUAUGCUUCACGAUGACGGACCUCAAUCUUUAACACGAAAUAUAGAACACCGGAAAUCGAACUUUUCGCCUCCAAGAACAGCGUCUGGUUCUUCGAGCUCCGAGUCGGACGCGGAGGAGAACCAGCGGGACGACGAGACACUGAGAAGUUUUAAUCGCACCGGCGGAGGGGAACACAGAGAAGUGAAGCAGCCUCGGACUGAUGCUAGAAAUACACCGACUGCGCCCAAACCAAAAUCAAGUCCCAAAGAUAAUUCUUCUUCUUCUUCUUCUUCUGCACCCAAAAUGUAUCACCAGACGACCUAUGAAUCAAAUGCGAGGGCUUCAUCUCAGCCUGCGAGCUGUGAAUCUGUACGAAGUGUCAGAUCCAACUGGGACGCCAAUCAGGCCGCUUGGGCACAGACCGGCAGAGAUGCAGCGAGGAAGGGGAAAGAAGAGAUCGGGAAACGGAGCGAAAAGCUCUCAGAAAAGAUGAGUAGAGAGCGAAAGAGGGACGAAGGAGAACAAGAUGAUGAUGAUGAUGAUGAUGAGGAGGAAGAGGAGGAGGAGGAGGAUGAAGAGGAGUUGAGUGCUGAAAUGUACUGGAGCGCCUGCUACAGAGCCUGGAAUGAUUACUACGCCUGCAUGCCUCCUGCUCAAGCACAAGGUUAUCAGAGCUACUACGGCGCAGCUCAAAACUGGAUGGCAGCUUAUCGAAUGAAUGCCGUAUACAUGGAAGAACUGAUGAAAGAAUGACUCGUCUAUAUACAUAUAUGUUAUUCGUUUCUUGUACAGAAAUGUGCGCACCGAGACAGAGCCCAAUGACAGUCCGUGUGUUGAUCUCCUGCAGAAAAUCGAUCAGAUUUUCAGAUUUGUCUGUUGGUAGGAUUACACAAAAAGAAUACUGAACCGGAUUUCCAUCAAACUUCUUCCAUCAUAUCUGGGUGCAGCUGUGGAUUAAGUGGAUCCGGGAAUAUUAUUUUUUCCCCCACUUUCUUUACAACAUCGCAACAUUUUCUUCUAAAUUUCUACGAGGAGAACUGUGUAAAUUGGUCGGCCUUGGUUCAAGUUUGGUUGUGUCUUUUUCUCCACUUUCAUACCAUGUAUGUUUACUGUCUGUCACAAUUACUAUUAAAUGACCAGCACGUC
Molecule: messenger RNA, 2909 nt
Organism: Scophthalmus maximus (turbot)
Lineage: Eukaryota; Metazoa; Chordata; Actinopteri; Pleuronectiformes; Scophthalmidae
Gene: ddx20
Product: DEAD (Asp-Glu-Ala-Asp) box polypeptide 20
Exons: 11
Coding region: 75-2516 (813 amino acids)
Biological process (GO): spliceosomal snRNP assembly
Cellular component (GO): SMN complex
Molecular function (GO): RNA binding; ATP binding; RNA helicase activity
Source: RefSeq, a predicted model, not a curated record